CCGAGAAGUUGCAGUAGAGUAUAUUGACGAAGAAUUAUUUCAAAAUAAGGAUCACGCUACACAAGAUGCCAGUUUCCAAGCUCCAUCUGCUCCUACUGACUCUGAUAAUCCAUAUCAAGGAAUAUGCCUUGAUGAGGUAAGGUUUUGGAUAAGUUGUCUUAAAAUAUGCAUUCUGUACUAACUAACGAUACCAUUUCAGAUAAUUGAUAUCGACUGCGUUCUCCAGAUGACAGAAAAUGGUCUUGCAAUCAUGGAGGUCCUUAAAGAACAGACCAAGCCUAAGGAGACGAUGAUUAAGCAGAUCUGUAACAUACUUUGUGACUGUUUGAAAGCACUAUACGGUUGCCGUCCAAGCAAUUUUUAUAAAAAUCAAAUAGCUGUGUCCCUGGUACGGUCUUAUCCUACACUGGCAGCUAACUCCUCUGACACUCCGCAGGCUUUAUGGUUCCAUCCCCAUGCCCGAGGUACACAUCGUCACGCAGGCCGGAUCCAUUACAGGAUGGAGUACCUUGCUAGGACAUCCGUUGACCGAGCAUCAAAGCGUCAUCCUCGCAUAGUAAAAUCUCAAGAAGCAGUUCAUGAAAGCAAUCUGGAGACCGAAAUCAAUUUGGUUGAAGCCGAAGGUGAGCUACGAUUCAUUGUACCAAACCAGCAGACAAAAUCCCAUGUGAUCGAUCUAUGGAACAAAACGUUUGAGAGACGACAGAAAUACCGGUUCGAGGAAAACUUUUUUUCGUUUGCAAAAGAUUGUCUUGUUAUAACGGCCUACGAUGGAGAUUUGGAUUAUGAUCAAAUCCGUAUUGAUUUUCAAAAACUCAAACCGACAGCGAAACCGUUUAUGGAAAACUGGAAUACGGUGGAACCAAAAGUGAUUAUGAAUAAUCGUGAACUCUACAUGGAACUCAAAAAUUAUUUCGUUCGUGCGCUGGCAAUUAUCCGCAUGAAGAAUCCGUCUCGUGGGUCUAAAAGAGUAAGAGAUGAAGAAGCAAGUCGGAAGAAUCCCUUGAGAGGAAUUAUACAGUGGAUUAAUGCUGAAGACGAUUUCCCAUCACAUGGUGAUCAAAAAUGCGUGCCAAUUUUGUAUGCUAGAGGUACAUUGCUGGAGGAAUCAACCGAUUGUGCGAUUGUUUGGGGGAACAUUGUUUUUCCUCUCCAAUUGGAUAUAAAAUCAUCAUUUUCAGUCCUGUUGGAGUCGUUCUAUGUUUUCAAUGUUUCUCCAGCACCUUGUGACAAACAAUUUUAUUUAUUUAUGGUCGGAGCAGUAAUGGGCGUGGGACAAUUAAGUACAACAGGAAUGAAGUUCUUACAUGCGGUGACUUAA
This is a messenger RNA of Ochlerotatus camptorhynchus, 1321 nucleotides long. RefSeq lists its product as uncharacterized. The coding region runs from base 227 to 1321 and encodes 364 amino acids. The transcript has 7 exons. Lineage: Eukaryota; Metazoa; Arthropoda; Insecta; Diptera; Culicidae. The record is from RefSeq and is a predicted model, not a curated record.